CGGGAAUGGAAUGUUGUUUUUUUUUUGACGCGAAGUAAGACAUACUUGAAUUAUAAAAAAAUAUGUAAAUGAAGUGUUUUAAGUAUUAAAUUUUAAUAAUAAUAGAUACUAUUUAACAAAUGAGAUAAAAAUGGAUGAACAUACAUUAAAUGAUUUAUUAGAAUGUUCCGUUUGCUUGGAGCGUUUGGAUACCUCCUCAAAAAUUACAAAAAAUACACCAACGAACUAACCAACUACUUGUUCACGAGAAUGGAAUGUUGUUUUUUGGACGCGAAGUAAGACGUACUUGAAUUAUAAAAAAUAUGUAAAUGAAGUGUUUUAAGUAUUAAAUUUAAAUAAUAAUAGAUAAUAUUUAACAAAUGGAAUAAAUAUGGAUGAACAUACAUUACAUGAUUUAAUAGAAUAUUCCGUUUGCUUGGAAGGUUUGGAUACCUCCUGAAAAGUUUUACCUGUACAAAAGACAACGACUCCAAGAGUAAAGAAAUAUGUAAAUGAAGUGUAUUAAAUUUAAAUAAUAAUAGAUAAUAUUGAACAAAUGAGUUAAAAAUGGAUGAACAUACAUUAAAUGAUUUAUUAGAGUGUUCCGUUUGCUUGGAACGUUUGGAUACCUCCUCAAAAGUUUUACCCUGUCAGCAUACGUUCUGUCGCAAAUGUUUAGAGGUCAUUUAUGCCAGCCGCCAAGAAUUAAGAUGUCCUGAAUGUCGCAUUUUAGUUGAUACUAAAAUUGAUGAAUUGCCACCGAACGUUUUAUUAAUGAGAAUACUAGAAGGCAUGAAAAAUGCAGCUAGUAAACAGCACAGUAUUAUUAAUGAAAUAACAAGAGAAACAAAUGAGAAAAAAGAAACGAUUCGACUACUACCAACUACUAAUACUACUGGUGGUAUUACAGCUACUGCUGCUAACACUAUGGCAGCGGCUGCAUUAAAUUCGAAUAUUGCUAAUGAAGAACGUAUACGACAACAAAUACAACAGCAGCAGCUGAAACAAAGACAGCAGCAAAUUCUACAAUUUCAACAACAAAUACAACAGCAACAUCAUAUGCAUCCAACACAAAAUCAGCCAACACUACAACAGCAGACAUCGCAACAGCAACAAUUGCAACAGCAGCAGCAGCAAUCUCUACAAACUCAGCAAAGACGUUGUAUUGUACCCCAUGCUUAUGCUUUAUAUGACUUUGAAUCAAACGAAACCAAUGAUUUGAAGUUCAAAAAGGGAGAUUUAAUUUUCCUAAAGCGUAAAAUAGAUUCCAAUUGGUAUGUGGGUCAAUUAAAGGGGACCGAAGGAAAUUUUCCCAUUAACUAUGUGCAGAUUGUUGUGCCCUUGCCUACAUCACAGUGUGUGGCCUUGUAUGAUUUCAAAAUGGGUCCCAAUGAAGAAGAAGGCUGUUUGACAUUUAAAAAGGGCACUGUUAUACAGGUUUUGCGCCGAGUAGAUCAUAAUUGGGCAGAAGGUAGAAUUGGCUCAUCUAUUGGCAUUUUUCCUAUAGCCUUUGUCGAGUUAAAUCAGUUGGCAAAACAAUUACUAGAGGGUUUUGUGUUGUCAACAACUGCCACACAGCAGCCCUCAACACAUCAUGGCCAACAAGCCGCAAAUAAUGAUGUUCGUAAUUUGCCUCCAUUGCCACCAGUCAUUGAUCCUACUACCAAUAUUAAUAAUGGCGAUUCGACUACAUCAUCGUCAGCGGUUUCUUCAACUACAAAUACUGCAUCAUCUUCCUCAAAUUCCUCGACUAAUACAAGUCCUACUACAGCGUCAGUGAAUCCAACAACUUCUUCAAAUAGUGCCAGUUUUCAUUCUAUGCCCAAUAGUCCACAAUCCUCGAAACCCUCGACGCCUCAGCACUCUGUUACGACCAUUGCAAAUCCCUCAAAUUCGGUGCGUAUGCGUAAUAAUGACCUGAAACACAAAAGACAUUCGCUCAAUGCUUUAUUGAAUAAUGGCAGCACUGCCUUAAGUAUUAUGCAAACUAACCGGCAUUCGGCUGAGAUUUUAAGUGUACCAAAUGAUUUCGAUAGCGAACCAACCAGCAGUUCUUCAAUGUCCACUGCGGCCGCCGGCCAAACAAUAGCGGCUCGAGAACAACAGGUUCACACAUCCAAUAUACCUUCUGUUAGUAAUCAACAUUCUACACAAAUUGUCCAAAAUGAAACACCAACAACUACUUCAUCUUCUCCUUCUUCUUCUUCCUCUACUUCACAACAGGCUUCACGUCAUAAUGUUUUGAAAACAUGCGUUCAACAAAGUAUACCGCCAUCUUUACCCUGGGGUUACUUGGCCUUGUAUCCCUAUAAGCCAAGAAAAGUCGAUGAGUUAGAAUUGAAGAAAGGCUGUGUUUAUAUGGUAACUGAACGUUGUUUGGAUGGCUGGUUUAAAGGCAAAAAUUGGAAGGAUGUUAGUGGCGUCUUUCCCGGUAACUAUGUAACUCCCUUAAGGACCCGGGAUCAGCAACAGUUAAUGCACAGCUGGAAAUUGGUACCACCUUCCGCCUCAAUGCAAUCUAAUUAUCAGUCUGCUACUUCUCUGAGCCAAGCGCCUCCUUCUAUAUCAACAGCAGGAAAUCCAACAGGUCCACAACAACAACUAUCACCUAGUUAUCCGUCAUCAAUGCGUAACGAUUUGGAAAAUAUUAAUGCUCGUUUAACAUUGGCAAAUCUAACGCCUCAUCAAGCCAUGCCGCCCGAUUUGCCACCACGUUAUUUGACCAUUAGCCCGACACCACCGCCCUCUGUCACUAAUAGCAACAAUAUGAACAUGACCACUAAGGAAAAUCGUGAUAAAGAAGCACAAAAAGAGAAACCCACAGCAACUGGUUGUAUAUCAACAUCAUCCUCAUCUUCGAGUUCCACAUCAUCAGCAUCGGCAGGACUUAAAAAGUUUUUAACACACAUUAAAACUAGAUCUAAAUCUCCCAGUGCUGCAGUUGCCGCAGCUGCAGCAUCUGUAGCCACCAUUCAGGCAAAUGUUAUAACUCAAUCGCACAAUAAUGUCCCGCAACAACUACAGCAACAUACCGUGAAACCCACUGCUCAAAGCAUACAGACUCAAAUGACAUCCUCCUUAACACCGGUUCAUGUGCGUUCGGGCUCUUGUCCCAGUCAACUUUUACAAAAUUUACCAAAUGAUGUUUACCAUGGCAAUCAGAUUGAAAAUAAAAAUCCUAAUUCAACAACAACGACGACAACCUCCCAGCAAUCGUCACCUCAAAACAAUUAUGGCUCACAUCGCGUCAAAGGCCCUAAAGAAAGAGCUUCUUUGGACAAUACACGCCCUACUAUUGAUUCAACUUUGCGUAGUAUUUAUGCCAAUCACCUGCAACAACAAUCUGCCUUAAUGGCCAAUAAAUGUGGCCAACAGUAUCAGCAGCAACAGCAACAGCACCAGCUACCAUUGACGACAAAUUCAAAUUCUAGCUUAAAUAAUACCGCGAUCGCCAUACAUCAUCGCAAAUCUCAUUCUCUUGAUGCCUCAAAUAUUCUGCAAUCAUCUCCAAUUACGCCGAACACAAGUUCCUUUUCCAAUAGCGGUGCUGGUGCUGGUGGUAGCGUUGGCGGUAGUGUUACUUCUAUUAAAACACCGGCUCCUCAAUGUAAUAUAAAUGCUGCUGCUAUACAUGCCAGUGCUACAACGAAAUCAACGCAGAAUAUGAGUGAAAGUCGUUUUCGCUGCGUGGUUCCUUAUCCGCCCAACAGUGAUGUAGAAUUGGAACUUCAAGUCGGUGACAUUAUAUUUGUAUACCGCAAACAAAAAAAUGGUUGGUACAAAGGUACCAAUUCACGAACAUAUAAGACUGGUUUAUUUCCUGCUUCAUUCGUUGAACCCGAUAUAUAAAUAAAAAAAAAUUAUAUUAAAUUAAAUCCUUUAAAAGACUUGUACAACUGUAAGUUUAAUUCAAAAUUAUUAUUUUUCUUUAUUAUUGUAUUAGUUUAAGUUUAUUUUAUAAAACAUAUCACUAUCAUUAUUAUUUUUGUUGUUAAGAUUUAUUUACAUUUCGAUCAAAAUUUGUUUUCGUUUUAUUUACAUAUUUUUUUUUCUCAAACUGCCAUUAAUAGAAAUUCUUAAUUUAUACUUUUUAAGCGCUGGUCGAUUUAAAGUUAAAUAAAGAUGUAAUUUUUUAGUAAAUAUGUAAUUUUAUACAACCACAUUCGAAUGCUUGUUUUAAAUCAUACUAUAUUUUUAGCUAUAAAAUAUUAGUUUUCUAAGAAUUAUCUUUUUUUUUAUUAUUAAUAGUUAAUUGUAAAAUGUUUUAAUUUGUUUAACUCCAAUAUUCAUAAACAUUUUUUAUAUUUGUUUAAACAAAAAAAUCGAAUAUAUUAUCAUGUAUGUAUAACAAUAGCUUUGUUCCAGUACUAAUCAGAUUUGCAAAUUUUGCAAAAAAAAGUUUUCAUACUCAAAAUUUCAAAGUAGUUUGUGACUUUUUCUAUCAAUUCUGCUUAUUUCUGACCAGAACUGGAACUUACCAAAUAUGUAUGAUGAAAUUGUAGCAACAAAUGUUUCAAAUAAAUAUGUACGUUAUAAAUCGCUACAAGGCUUCCUUAAGUUUAUAAGAUUUUUACUUUAAGUUUGUAUUAAAUUUAUUAACAAAACAUUGUUUAUACGGACACACACAUAUUUCGUUGUCUUUAUAGUGAGUAAAUAUACAUAGUUGUUAAAGAUUCAAAAGAAUUUUUUCAACAAUUUUUAUAAAUAUUGUGAUGCUUUAUGUAUAUUUUUUUUUUUUAAUUUUUAAGUCAUUUUCAAUUUUACUAACGUGUAGCGUAGCAAAACUCAAAAUAGUUGAAUGAACUUUUUUCCAUUAGAAAUACUAACUUGAAUUUUAAUGCCAGCCAAUUUUAACUUUUUAUAUAAUAUUUUCAAAUAAAAUAAAGAUAAGAAUAUUAAUUUGAUUAACAA
Calliphora vicina (urban bluebottle blowfly) is the source of this 4890-nucleotide messenger RNA. RefSeq names its product Plenty of SH3s (gene POSH). Gene Ontology annotation, molecular function: protein binding. The record is from RefSeq and is a predicted model, not a curated record. Bases 547 to 3828 code for a protein of 1093 amino acids. NCBI's taxonomy places the organism in Eukaryota, Metazoa, Arthropoda, Insecta, Diptera, Calliphoridae. The transcript has 8 exons.